Molecule: messenger RNA, 3675 nt
Organism: Acomys russatus (golden spiny mouse)
Lineage: Eukaryota; Metazoa; Chordata; Mammalia; Rodentia; Muridae
Gene: Fnbp4
Product: formin binding protein 4
Exons: 17
Coding region: 60-3176 (1038 amino acids)
Molecular function (GO): protein binding
Source: RefSeq, a predicted model, not a curated record
GGCGCCGGGCGCCCGCCCCUCCAGACUGCGGACGCUCGCUGCUCGCGCUCGGGCUCGUGAUGGGGAAGAAGUCCCGGGCGGUACCCGGCCGCAGGCCUAUCCUGCAGCUCUCCCCACCGGGUCCUCGCAGCAGCACCCCGGGCCGGGAUCCCGACCCCGAUCCGGAUCCCGAGGCCGAUUCGACGGCGGCGGCGGCGGCGACUAGCCAGCCAGCCCCGGCAGCUGCGACGGCGGCGGCCGCGACGUCUCCCGCGGUGCCUGCCACCGCUGCCCCGGAGGACUCGCCUUCGGAAGAUGAACAGGAAGUGGUGGUGGAGGCUCCCAAAGUUGUUCAGAAUCCUCCCAAACCAGCCAUGACCACCAGACCCACAGCUGUUAAGGCAACAGGAGGUCUGUGUUUACUUGGUGCUUACGCUGACAGUGAUGAUGAUGAGAGUGAUGUGUCCGAAAAAACAGCACAAUCCAAAGAGCCAAAUGGAAACCAGUCAACUGACAUUGAUAGUACACUGGCCAACUUCCUAGCGGAGAUUGACGCUAUAACAGCACCUCAGCCCGCAGCUCCUGUGGUCGCUUCUGCUCCACCUCCAACUCCACCUCGACCAGAACCAAAGGAAGCAGCAACACCUGCCCUUUCUUCCACCUCAGCAAAUGGAACAGACUCAGCCCAGACACCAGGGUGGCAUUAUGACACUCAGUGUUCACUGGCAGGAGUUGAAAUUGAGAUGGGGGAUUGGCAAGAAGUCUGGGAUGAGAACACAGGUUGCUAUUAUUAUUGGAACACACAAACAAAUGAAGUGACUUGGGAGUUACCCCAAUAUCUUGCCACACAGAUGCAGGGAUUACAACAUUACCAGCCCAGUUCUGUAACAGGCACUGAAGCUGGGUUUGUGGUAAAUACAGAAAUAUACACAAAGGAGAAAACAGUUCCUGUUUCCAGUAAUAAAAGUGGACCGGGGAUUGCCAAGCGAGAAGUUAAAAAGGAAGUGAAUGAAGGAGUCCAAGCUCUUUCCAACAGCGAGGAGGAGAGGAAAGGGGUGGCAGCCGCAUUGCUCGCUCCCUUACUGCCUGAAGGGGUAAAAGAAGAGGAAGAAAGAUGGAGAAGAAAAGUAAUUUGUAAAGAAGCAGAUCCAGUGUCAGAGAUUAAGGAAACAAGCACAGCAGCAGAGGAAACGGGGCUGCCCAUAAAGCCCCCGGAGGUUACGAUGGACAGCAUAGACGACCCUUCUCAGGAGGAUCUGUGCAGCGUUGUUCAGUCUGGAGAAAGCGAGGAGGAGGAAGAGGAACAAGACACCCUUGAGCUGGAGCUGGCUCUGGAAAGGAAAAAAGCAGAGUUACGAGCCUUGGAGGAAGGCGAUGGUAGCGUGUCAGGGUCUAGCCCACGUUCUGACAUCAGCCAGCCAGCAUCCCAGGAUGGAGUGCGUAGGAUUAUGUCUAAAAGAGGAAAAUGGAAGAUGUUUGUUCGAGCCACCAGUCCAGAAUCCACCAGCCGGAGUUCUAGUAAAACUGGACGAGAGACUCCCGAAAAUGGAGAAACUGUAAUUGGUGCUGAAAAUCCUGAAAAAAUAGAUGAAAAUUCAGACAAAGAGGCAGAAGUAGAAGAACCUUCUGAGAGGACAAAAGUCCAAAUAACAGCUAAAGUAGAAGAAGAGCAGGAUCUGAAAUUUCAAAUCGGAGAACUGGCAAAUACCCUGACAAGUAAAUUUGAAUUCCUAGGGAUUAACAGACAGUCCAUCUCCAACUUUCAUAUGCUGCUCUUACAGACUGAGACUCGAAUUGCAGACUGGCGAGAAGGGGCUCUUAAUGGAAAUUACCUAAAACGAAAACUGCAGGAUGCCGCAGAACAGCUAAAACAGUAUGAAAUAAACGCCACUCCUAAAGGCUGGUCCUGCCACUGGGACAGGGAUCAUAGACGAUAUUUCUAUGUAAACGAACAGUCGGGCGAGUCUCAGUGGGAAUUCCCAGAUGGUGAGGAGGAGGAAGAAGGCCAAGCACAGGAAGCUAGAAAUGAGGGUCUUCCUAAGCCGACCGCGAAAGACAAAACCUGCACUGAUGCAAACGCUACAGAACCCUCUGAGAAUUCCACAGGUUCUCUUUGUAAAGAAGCAUUGUCUGGUCAAGGUUCUUCAUCGCUCAUGCCACUGACUCCAUUCUGGACCCUCCUCCAGUCAAACGUGCCUGUGCUUCAACCUCCGUUACCUCUGGAAAUGCCACCACCCCCGCCGCCACCCCCAGAGUCUCCCCCCCCUCCACCUCCACCUCCGCCUCCCCCUCCUCCUUUAGAAGAUGGUGAGAUUCAGGAGGUAGAAAUGGAGGAUGAGGGAAGCGAGGAGCCCCCUGCCCCAGGAACAGAGGAGGAUGCUCCUUUGAAACCUUCAACACAGACCACAGUUGUAAGCUGCCAGGUAAUGCUGAUGUUUGUGUUUCAGAAUUCUGUUGAUUCUACCGCCUCUAGUCCUCCAUCCACUAAAGCAGUGAAGAGAAAGGCUGCGGAAAUACUUAGCACCGCAGUGGUUCAGCGACCAGCGACUAUUGGUAGUUCUCCAGUUCUCUACAGCCAGGCAGCCGCAGCCGCAGGUCACCAAGCAAUGGGGACUGCACCCCAGGCUGUCGGGAUGGCACACCAAGCAGUAUCAGUUAGCCAUGCAGCAGCAGGAAUGGGUCAUCAGGCCAGAGGGAUGAGUCUGCAGUCAAAUUACCUUGGACUAGCAGCAGCACCUGCAAUUAUGAGUUAUGCUGAAUGUUCUGUCCCAAUUGGAGUCACUACUCCAUCACUGCAGCCAGCUCAGGCUCGAGGGACUCUGUCAGCGCCUGCUGUUGUAGAACCUCCACCACCUCCACCGCCUCCACCCACACCUACACCACCCCCGCCACCACCAGCUCCCAAAGUGCCACCACCGGAGAAGAUGAGAAAAGGAAAGAAAGAUAAGGCAAAGAAAAGUAAAACCAAAAUGCCAUCUUUGGUAAAGAAAUGGCAGAGUAUCCAGCGGGAGUUAGAUGAAGAAGAUAAUUCCAGUUCCAGUGAAGAGGACCGGGAAUCAACUGCACAGAAGCGAAUUGAGGAGUGGAAACAGCAGCAGCUGGUCAGUGGCAUGGCAGAAAGAAACGCUAACUUUGAGGCCCUUCCUGAGGAUUGGCGAGCAAGACUGAAGAGAAGGAAAAUGGCUCCCAACACAUAGUCUUAAGUUAAUUUUUUUGUUUUGUUUUGUUUUGUUUUAUGUUCAGAGUCUUAACCAGUUCUAAACUGUUGUCAGAUGAACUGUAAAUGUUAAAAGAAAGAACGUAUACAUUUCCUGGGCAAGAACACAUGCAUACAAACUUGUCCGUUUAUGACGUGUAGUUUUUAUGUUUGCUGAGGAUGAGGUGAUUGGAAUUGCUUUCACCUGGCUGUCUUUCUUCUCACACUGGCAAACUUAGCAUGUUAGAUAUGAGUCAGACGUGUGGGUCAUGGGACAUGAUACCUGUACAGGACUUGCUGGCAAAGUGAAGGGCUUUCCUGCCUAGUAGAGGCUUGUUUAGAUCCUAGUGUGGCACUCUCCCUACCUUCUACUCCAGAACAAGUGCAAUUAAGAAGGCAGCUCUCUCUAUCUAUCCUACCUUGCUUGACCAUCAGGAUCUCUUUCUGACCUCAAGACUGCUGCCCCUGACGUGUUGAGAUCUGUGCUAGAAAUACUAGAA